AUGGAGACUCUGAAGCAUUGGAUGAGGGACUGGAAGUAUCCCACUGUUCUGUUAUGCAUCUAUGGGUUCUUCAGCACAGUAAAGCCUUUAGAACCAUUUCUCAUCCCAUUCCUAACUGGACCAGACAAGAACCUAACCAUUGAGCAGGUAACCAAUCAGAUAUUCCCGGUGUGGACAUACUCGUACCUGGCAGUGCUGGUUCCUGUCUUCCUCCUCACUGAUUGGCUACGUUACAAACCUGUGGUGAUCUUCCAGUGUUUAGUCCUGUUCUCCACCACGGCGAUGUUGCUGUGGUGUAAUGGUGUCCUAGAGAUGCAGGCAAUGCAGUUUACAUAUGGAGUGGUGACGUCGUGUGACGUUGCUUACUUCACGUACCUCUACAGCGUGGUGGAGUUUAAGCAUUACCUGAAAGCCACCUCAUACUGCCGGACUGCCCAGCUGCUGGGCUACACCGUUGGUUCAGUGUUGGGCCAAAUCCUAGUCUCUUUUGAGCUGAUGUCCUAUGACAACAUUCUAGUGUUUACACUGGUUCUCACUGGUAUUGCUUUGAUCAGCUCCAUUCUUCUCCCAAUGCCCAAGACAAGUAUGUUCUUCCACCAAAUGAGGAGUGCUAGAGGAGAGACUGAUGGUGAAGGCCACGUUGGGACAGAGGAGGAUCUUCAGAGCGAUGGCCAAAAAGGUGGCGUAGAGUUGGAUGGAGCCAAACGGCAGCAGCAAAUACCAGACGUUUCCGCUGAAUGUGAUAAUACAAGUGCAAAAAGUUCCAAGACAGGUGGCUGCUGUGAUGUUCUGCUCCGGUUGUGGAGGGAUUUCCUGCAGUGUUUCUCCUCUCGUACGCUGCUUGUCUGGUCAGCGUGGUGGGCACUGGCUACCUGCGGCUACAACCAGACGGUGAACUACGUCCAGUCACUGUGGGACUACGUGGAGCCGUCGAGUAACUUCACGGUCUACAAUGGAGGAGUGGAGGCCCUCUCAAACCUGAUUGGUGCCGCGGCGGCAUACGGUAUCGGUUUUUCAUCUGCAGACUGGUCUCGCUGGGGAGAGGUGGCUCUGGGAGCGCUCUCGGCUCUGGAGGGCGGCGCUCUCUUCGCAAUGGUCUUCAGCGCAAACAUCUGGGUCUGCUACUGUGGCUACAUCAUCUUUAAGAGCCUGUACAUGCUGCUCAUCACCAUUGCCAUGUUCCAGAUAGCAGCUGGGUUGAACAUGGAGCGUUACGCCCUUGUGUUCGGAGCCAACACCUUCUGUGCGCUGGUCCUCCAGACAAUCAUCACCUCAGUGGUGGUGGAUAGCAGCGGGCUUGGGGUGGAUAUUGUUACGCAGUUUACUGUCUACGGGACAUAUUUUUCUAUUAUUGCACUCAUUUUCUUCUUGAGUGGUUUGUAUACCACGAUGUGCCGAAAACCUGAGAUGGAAACACAGAGAGAGAAUCCAGAAGAAAUGUUUAAGGCAGAAGAUGAUGCACAAAUCAUCAUUGGAACAAAGUUCUGA
Sinocyclocheilus grahami is the source of this 1488-nucleotide messenger RNA. It is a transcript of the gene slc19a3a, whose product is annotated as solute carrier family 19 member 3a. The coding region runs from base 1 to 1488 and encodes 495 amino acids. The transcript has 6 exons. Gene Ontology annotation, biological process: vitamin transport; transmembrane transport. The record is from RefSeq and is a predicted model, not a curated record. Gene Ontology annotation, cellular component: plasma membrane. Lineage: Eukaryota; Metazoa; Chordata; Actinopteri; Cypriniformes; Cyprinidae. Gene Ontology annotation, molecular function: vitamin transmembrane transporter activity.